Molecule: messenger RNA, 2633 nt
Organism: Prorocentrum cordatum
Lineage: Eukaryota; Dinophyceae; Prorocentrales; Prorocentraceae
Source: the annotation of a GenBank genome assembly
AGUUUGGGAUCCCGGCGGCGGGCGCGGCCGCGCCGGGGGGCGGCGCAUGCCUGGGUCCUGAGGCGGGCAGGCUGGCCAGCCGGCGGCUCGGGGAUGGCCACGGCGUCGGCGGCCGCCAUGUCCUCUGGCGCGGCGGGCCGCCCCGCGGGCGCGGCGGCAUCGAGCGAGGAGCUCCUGGGGGCCCUGCCGGCAUCCGAAGAGAAGCAUCUCCGACUAUUUUCGGUGGCGGCCCGUGCCAUGGUUCGUUUGCUUCUUCCUGGGGAUGUUCCUCCUCACCAAGCUGCAGCUCGUCUACAACGAGUCGCCCUGCGCUGUGCUUGGCACACAGAGUCCAGUAACCUCGUCUGACAUAAAGAGAGCGUUUCGGAGCUUGUCGAUGUGCACGCACCCCGACCGUCUUAGGGGCAGGCUGAAGCGAGAUCCGACUCGUGCAGAGUCUCGCCGUGGCGAGAUCAUUUUCAACAGGGCAUCGGCUGCCAAGGAUCAGCUCACCAAGGUGCUGAAGAGCAGGAAAGGUGAGCAGAGCGUCCAGUGCUACGAGGGUGAGCUCGAGAUGGCCGUGCUGGGGCUCCUGGGGCAGGCCGGGAGGGUCCUUGGUGAGCUCGGCGUCGCGGACUACCUGGAGCUCGCCACUGGAUUAGUUUGGGCCGUGAUCUCGUUUGAGGCCGCGAACCCCGAUCAUCCACACUUUGCUGAAUGUGUUAUGGAUGGUGUUCAUGUUCGGACUCAUCAAGCAGUUUUUUGCGUAUCUGUGGCGAAUGGGCAUCCUGCGGUUCCUCCUCGGCCUGCUCACGACCGUGGUCAUCGGCCCCCUGCCGACGGUCGUGAACUUCGUCAGCCUGCCUCUGGUUCGUUUGUGCGUCUUCCUCGCCGAGUUCAUGCCUGGCGUAGGCGGACAAGACUCAGCCGAAGACGCGAUCCACCGCGAGCCGCCGGCCGAAGGAGCCGGUGGGGCCCCGCGCCCCGCCGAGGCGGCCGACGCGUGCGGCGCGGAGGCCGCCAGGGCCCUGGCCGCCCGACAGGCUCGGGACGACCUGCCCCAGCGCAACCUGCGGCAGAGGAAGAAGAAGGAGACCGACGAGCAGAGGGACCAGCGCAACAAGGACCUCAUCUCGGGCCAGUACCAGGCCUCCCCGGCGGGCGGUGGGAAGCCCGUCAACCACGGCGCCGGGCCCAUGCCAGAGGGCGCGUUCUCCGUGGUCCGGUGGUGCCACCAGGAGCCCUUGAAGGCUCGCCAGGAGGCCGCGGACGCCGUGCAGUUCGACCUGCUGCUGAUCCUCACCAAGCCAGUCAUCCCCCUCUUCAUGCUCAUCUCCCUGGGGCAGGUUCUGAACGGCCUCAUGUCGUCGCUCUUCAUCGGGCACGCGCUGCGCAAGUGGGUGCCGAAGAUGAGCUGCGAGACACACCACCUGCUCUGCUGCUUCUUCGGGGCCGUCCACACGCUGCUCGGCGUCUCGGCCCAGCAGGUCGAGGACUUCUCCAACAACGCGGACCGGCAGGUUCUUCACCUGGCGUGGUCGUGGUCGCUGAAAGACGUGAUGGCCGUGAUGCACAUGUGCCUGCUGGGCGCGACCGUGACGGCCGUCUCGGCCCUCGGAAACGAGCCGACCUUCUCGACGUCGUUCGCGGCGGGCAUAGCGCUGCGGAUGGCGAUGGCGCAGGACUCCGUUCGCGGUCUGCACGUCAUGGGGCUCGCCUCCUCUUGGAUCGAGUCCGGCUUGUACAACUUAGGAGUCAAGCUCGAGUCCGCCGAGGAGGUUGUCACCUACAGCGGAGGAGGUAUUGGCGACUGCGGUGGGGGCCCUUUUCGGAUGUUGUUUGGCGACGGAGCCGGCGCUACAUACAGCGCUCUCGCUUUGAAAGCCUGGCUCAUGGUGAUGCCGCUGCUCGCCACCCUUCAGUGGGCCAACAGGGCGUACCAGGCGAGCAAGCUGUACGCGAGGAGGCGGAGGUUCUCGCGGCUGCUGCGGAUCGGACAGCGCUCGGUCCUGUGCGCUCUCGGUGCGCUGCAGUGCCUCCUGAUCGCGGGCGCCGAGCUCAACGCAUCGAACGGGGCGCUCGCGAACUUCUGGGUGGCGAUGCUCGCCGGGGCCGCGGGCGAGUCCCUGCUGAGCACCUACGACGUGCGCGGCCCCGUGCGGCAGAUCGUGUUCCUGAUCGUGUUCCUCCUGAUCUGAGCUGCCCGUGGUUCGCACGCAACAAAAAUCAGAAGGCGGCGCGGUUGUGGUUGGCAGGAGCACAUGAUGACCAAUGUGGUCAGUUGUGUCUCUUGAUUCUUUUGUAUUCUCUACCCUCUGCGUUCUACCAUGCGCUUUCGACUCUAUAUUUUAUUUCCUGCAGCCUAGUCUGUGUCAUGUUUCGUACAUGUGGGGCCGGCGGAUAUACCCUCCAAUUUUACUCUGCACUCUUUGCCGUCUGCACUCGCCUUUUCGCUCUUUGGUCUCUACUCUCUGCUCUCUGCUCUCUACUUUGUGCACUCUGCACUCUUCGUUCUGCUCCUUCCUGUCUACUUUCCGCUCAUCGCUGCAUGAUUCAUACACAGUCGGCUCUGUUCAGCAUCAGUGGCAUGGCCCGCGUGCCGCCGCCAUCCUACUUUGGCACACACCUCACAUGUUUCGUGCCCCCAGAAGGUG